AAGAUAUUUAUGUAGUGCAUUGGUAAGUUGCUAUCUUACCAAUGUUUUCCCUCGUUCAAAUGAAAUUCCGUGCAUUAUUGGUACUAUUAUCAAAAGUAUGGACGUGCAUAUGUUUUAUGUUCAACCGUCAAGUCAGAGCAUUUGUCCAGUAUCAACCUGUCAAAUAUGAACUGUUUCCAUUGUCACCGGUGUCACGGCAUCGCCUUAGCAUUGUCCAACGGAAGACAUUGGUCUUGGAUCUAGAUGAGACCCUAAUACAUUCACAUCACAAUGCCAUGCCCAAGAAUACCGUGAAACCCGGUACACCACAUGAUUUUACCGUCAAGGUAACAAUCGAUCGGCAUCCGGUGAGAUUUUUUGUGCAUAAAAGGCCGCAUGUUGACUUCUUUUUAGAUGUGGUCUCACAAUGGUAUGAUCUGGUUGUGUUUACAGCCAGCAUGGAAAUUUAUGGUGCAGCAGUUGCUGACAAAUUAGACAAUGGCCGUAAUAUAUUACGACGCCGCUAUUAUCGUCAACAUUGUACACCCGAUUAUGGUUCAUAUACCAAAGAUUUAUCAGCUAUUUGUAAUGAUCUGAAUAGGAUAUUUAUAAUUGACAAUUCUCCAGCAGCAUAUCGUUGUUUUCCCCACAAUGCUAUACCCAUUAAAAGUUGGUUUUCCGAUCCCAUGGAUAUUUCAUUAUUGUCAUUACUUCCAAUGUUGGAUGCCCUAAGAUUUACAAAUGAUGUCCGUUCAGUUUUGUCAAGAAAUUUACACUUACAUGGUUUAUGGUAGCAGAUUAAGAAAUUGAAAAUUUGGUGCUGUGACACUUGAACGAAUUU
Messenger RNA from Musca vetustissima, 820 nucleotides. RefSeq names its product CTD nuclear envelope phosphatase 1 homolog (gene Dd). Bases 42 to 773 code for a protein of 243 amino acids. The transcript has 5 exons. Gene Ontology annotation, molecular function: protein serine/threonine phosphatase activity. The record is from RefSeq and is a predicted model, not a curated record. Lineage: Eukaryota; Metazoa; Arthropoda; Insecta; Diptera; Muscidae.